This is a messenger RNA of Babesia sp. Xinjiang, 1188 nucleotides long. RefSeq names its product DEAD-box ATP-dependent RNA helicase 34. The transcript has 2 exons. The coding region runs from base 1 to 1188 and encodes 395 amino acids. The record is from RefSeq and is a predicted model, not a curated record. Gene Ontology annotation, cellular component: catalytic step 2 spliceosome; nucleolus. NCBI's taxonomy places the organism in Eukaryota, Apicomplexa, Aconoidasida, Piroplasmida, Babesiidae. Gene Ontology annotation, molecular function: RNA helicase activity; ATP binding; mRNA binding.
AUGGGCGCUUCCGGUGGCGAUGAUAACUUAAUUUACGAGACCUCUGAAGACUGCGAAGUUAUCGAUUCAUUUGAGGGGUUAGGGUUACGCGAGGAGAUUCUGAAGGGUAUUUUUGCCUACGGUUUCGACAAACCAUCGGCGGUACAACAACGUGCCAUCAAACCUAUUCUUGAUGGUCGCGAUGUAAUCAUUCAAUCGCAGAGCGGUACAGGAAAGACAUGUGUCUUUUGCCUUGGUGCACUUCAAACUGUUAACCCAGCCUCUAAACAGACCCAGAUACUGUUGCUCUCACCUACACGGGAACUAGCAGAACAAUCGCAGAAGGUUUGCCUUGCUUUAGGGGAUUACUGCAAUGUAGAGGUGCAUUGCUGUAUCGGUGGAAAGCGUGUAUCCGAUGAUAUAAAGGCACUUGAGUCAGGGGUUCACAUUGUCUCUGGAACCCCUGGAAGGGUGAACCACAUGAUCGCUGACCGUCACCUCAACACUAGAAAUAUCAAGCAGCUGAUCCUAGAUGAGGCUGAUGAGAUGCUAAACCGUGGUUUUAAAGACCAAGUAUAUUCCGUAUACAGGUACCUCCCCCCUACAAUACAGGUUGUACUAGUGUCUGCUACGCUGCCUCAAGAGGUGGUAGAUAUCACACAAAGAUUCAUGAAUAACCCGUUCCGGGUUUUGGUAAAACGUGAUGAGCUUACCCUUGAUGGUAUCAAGCAGUUCUUUGUAGCAGUGGAAAAAGAACAAUGGAAAUUUGACACCCUCUGUGACCUGUAUGAGUCACUUAUCAUUACACAGGCCGUCGUUUUCUGCAACACUCGCGAGAAGGUGGAUUGGCUGGCAAAGCGUAUGCAAGACUCCAAUUUCACGGUUUGCAAGAUGCACGGUGAUAUGUCACAGAAGGAGCGCAAUGAUAUCAUGCAACAGUUCCGUCGCGGAGAAUCACGCGUGUUGAUAUCUACCGACAUUUGGGGACGUGGACUUGACGUCCAACAGGUAUCAUUGGUAGUAAAUUACGAUCUGCCAACCAAUCGAGAGAACUAUAUCCACCGAAUCGGGCGUUCCGGUAGAUACGGUCGCAAGGGUGUCGCUAUUAACUUCGUCAAGGAUGACGACAUUCGAGUUUUACGUGAUAUCGAACAAUACUAUUCAACACAGAUUGAUGAAAUGCCCAUGAAUAUCGCAGAACUGCUUUAA